Molecule: messenger RNA, 662 nt
Organism: Haliotis rubra (blacklip abalone)
Lineage: Eukaryota; Metazoa; Mollusca; Gastropoda; Lepetellida; Haliotidae
Product: CCN family member 3-like
Exons: 7
Coding region: 1-630 (209 amino acids)
Molecular function (GO): protein binding
Source: RefSeq, a predicted model, not a curated record
AUGGAUGAAACUACCAGCGCUCUUGGCGGGAGCUGUGCUGACAAGCUCAACAACUGUCCGGAUUACGGGAAGGCAGCCUGUGGUGGCCAGUAUUCCCAAUGGGCAAAGGACAAUUGUGCAAACUUCUGCGGUUUAUGCCCGGCAAAUGGUGCAAUCACAGGAACAACCAAGGUGUGCGUCUUCAAAGGCAAAACAUACAACGAAGGCGACUCCUGGGCAGAUGGCUGUGACAAAAACUGUACCUGUGUCAGUGCUCAGAUUGGAAAAUACCUCUGUCAGUCUGUGUGCGCCACCUACAAGAAUCUUCCAGCUGGAUGCCAGAUGAUGAAGCAGCCAGGCGAGUGUUGUGCUAAACCCAACUGCCCCAACCUUAACAGUAAGUACACUUAUGUGUGUGUGUACAAGGGCCAGUCCUACCAACAGGGUCAGACUUGGGUCGACGGCUGUGACUAUCGCUGCACCUGCACAGAUGGAAAGACAGGACACUACGAGUGCAAUUCCAGAUGUGUGAGCUGGAACCUGCUGCCAAGCUGCCACUUGGACAACCCCGCCCCCGGGAAGUGCUGCCCCACCCCCAACUGUCCCGCCAAUGUCAAGAUCAACUACCCUGCUGGAUAUGUGCCAGAAUAAACUAUCAUGUCACCCAAAAUGAAUAAAAUAAA